ACACACACACACACACACACACGCCCAUUGGCAGACAGGGCCACACCUCACAGCUCUGAGGGGAAGCCACAGACCUCAGCUGUACAAGCUGAGCCUGGACUGGAGGAACUUUCCGCAGGACUCAGUACAAACAGCCCACAGACACGACUGUCUGCGAGCCUGAGCCCCGGGCGAGCGCUGGCGUUGGCAGGUACGCGGUGCGCCCCCGCUUCAGGGCCUGGGCGGUGCAGCAGCGGCGGGAGGGUCCGGGGCUGCAGAGGCCGGUGCCAGCGUGCGCGCGCCCCCGGCCGGGCCAGCCGCAUCCCGGGUCCGCCCCUCGCAGCCCGCCUCGGGCGUCCUCGGGCAGCCCCGCUCGGCGCUCGCGGCGGGUCCUCCCGCCGGCCGCCCCAGCCUUGAACAUGGCUGCGCGCCCCGCCGCCACCCUCGCCUGCGCGCUGCUGCUCUGCUGGGCUCUGCUCCGCGGCGGCUGCCCGGCGCGCUUUACCGCCGAGCCGGACUCGGAGGACGACGAAGAGGAGGCGAGGGUUUUGCCCGAGUCACCACUGCAGAGACCCACGGUGCUGGUGGCCAUCCUGGCCCGCAACGCCGCGCACACGCUGCCUCACUUCCUCGGCUGCCUGGAGCGGCUGGACUACCCCAAGAGCAGGAUGGCCAUCUGGGCAGCCACUGAUCACAACGUGGAUAAUACGACGGAAAUCCUCAGGGAGUGGUUGAAAAAUGUACAGAGAGUCUAUCACUAUGUGGAGUGGAGACCUAUGGACGAACCUGAGUCUUACCCUGAUGAAAUUGGACCAAAGCACUGGCCUGCCUCCCGUUUUGCCCAUGUGAUGAAACUACGACAGGCAGCCCUUCGAACUGCGAGGGAAAAAUGGUCAGACUACAUUCUGUUCAUAGAUGUCGACAACUUCCUGACUAACCCACAGACCCUCAGUCUAAUGAUUGCAGAAAACAAAACCAUCGUGGCCCCCAUGCUGGAGUCUCGGGGCCUGUACUCAAAUUUUUGGUGCGGAAUCACACCUCAGGGCUUCUAUAAACGGACCCCAGACUACCUUCAGAUUCGAGAAUGGAAGAGGAUGGGCUGCUUUCCCGUGCCCAUGGUCCACUCCACAUUCCUGAUUGACCUCAGGAAGAAAGCCUCUGACGAGCUGAUGUUCUAUCCCCCGCACCAGGACUACACCUGGACCUUUGAUGACAUCAUCGUCUUCGCCUUCUCCAGCAGGCAAGCAGGCAUCCAGAUGUACCUCUGCAACCGAGAGCACUACGGCUACCUGCCCAUCCCCCUGAAGCCCCAUCAGACCCUGCAAGAGGAUGUCGAGAGCCUUAUCCACGUGCAGAUAGAAGCAAUGAUUGACCGUCCUCCAAUGGAACCCUCGCAGUUUGUCUCAGUGGUCCCGAAAUAUCCAGACAAGAUGGGAUUUGAUGAGAUUUUCAUGAUAAACCUCAAACGCAGAAAGGACAGGCGAGACCGGAUGUUACGCACCCUGUAUGAGCAGGAGAUUGAGGUCAAGAUCGUGGAGGCCGUGGAUGGAAAGGCACUCAACACAAGCCAGCUGAAGGCCCUGAAUAUUGAAAUGCUGCCUGGAUACCGAGAUCCCUACUCCUCCAGGCCUCUUACCAGGGGGGAAAUUGGCUGCUUUCUUAGCCACUACUCGGUCUGGAAGGAGGUAAUUGACCGAGAGCUGGAGAAGACUCUCGUGAUUGAGGAUGAUGUGCGUUUUGAGCAUCAGUUCAAGAAGAAGCUGAUGAAGCUGAUGGAUGACAUUGACCAGGCUCAGCUGGAUUGGGAACUGAUUUAUAUUGGUAGGAAGAGGAUGCAAGUGAAAGAGCCAGAGAAAGCAGUGCCCGAUGUGGUGAAUCUGGUGGAAGCUGACUAUUCCUACUGGACGCUGGGCUACGCCAUCUCUCUGGGAGGAGCACAGAAGCUGGUGGGAGCCGAUCCUUUUGGGAAGAUGCUGCCAGUGGACGAGUUCCUGCCGAUCAUGUACAACAAGCAUCCCGUAGCUGAGUACAAGGAAUAUUACGAAUCCAGGGACUUGAAAGCCUUCUCCGCAGAACCCUUGCUCAUCUACCCCACACACUACACAGGCCAGCCGGGCUAUCUGAGUGACACGGAGACCUCGACCAUCUGGGACAAUGAGACAGUGGCCACUGACUGGGACAGGACACAUUCCUGGAAGUCCCGGAAGCAAGGUCACAUCCACCACAAUGCCAAGAACACAGAGGCCCUCCCACCGCCAACCUCCCUGGACACGGCGCCUUCGAGGGAUGAGCUAUGAAGGCUCCACGGGGGUUCACCACCCAUUAGUUUUUCUAACGGGCUGUUCACCUGUUUGCUCC
Molecule: messenger RNA, 2337 nt
Organism: Hipposideros armiger (great roundleaf bat)
Lineage: Eukaryota; Metazoa; Chordata; Mammalia; Chiroptera; Hipposideridae
Gene: COLGALT2
Product: collagen beta(1-O)galactosyltransferase 2
Exons: 12
Coding region: 399-2276 (625 amino acids)
Molecular function (GO): procollagen galactosyltransferase activity
Source: RefSeq, a predicted model, not a curated record